Messenger RNA from Psammomys obesus (fat sand rat), 2871 nucleotides. RefSeq names its product prune exopolyphosphatase 1 (gene Prune1). The transcript has 8 exons. The record is from RefSeq and is a predicted model, not a curated record. Gene Ontology annotation, molecular function: exopolyphosphatase activity. Lineage: Eukaryota; Metazoa; Chordata; Mammalia; Rodentia; Muridae. Gene Ontology annotation, cellular component: cytoplasm. The coding region runs from base 253 to 1608 and encodes 451 amino acids.
UACCGCAACAUGCUCCUCCUUAACCUCCCAUGAGUCUCUGGGCUCAGAACUCAGCCUCCGCCACUGGGGGCGGAGUAACGCCGGAGUGCCGAAUUACGCACUUCCUCCCGGGGUUCGGAGGCCGAACCCUUGUGUAAGGGGUUCGAGUCCCGCCCCCUGACUCUCGGCUCUAAACCCUGAGUCUGGGGCGGGGUACGUUCGGCCGGGUUAGCUCUCCUCGCCGAGGGGCAGCGGCACACCUCGGGCUUCACCAUGGAGAACUACCUGCAGGACUGUCGAGCCGCUUUGCAGGAGUCCAGGCCUGUACAUGUUGUGCUGGGAAACGAAGCCUGUGACUUAGACUCCAUGGUGUCUGCUCUUGCCCUGGCUUUCUACCUUACAAAGACAUCUGAAGCAGAAGAGAUCUUCAUACCAGUUUUAAAUAUAAAGCGUUCUGAGCUUCCUCUACGAGGGGACAAUGUCUUCUUCCUGCAGGAGCUUCAGAUUCCAGAGCCUGCGCUGAUUUUCCGGGAUGAGAUUGACCUCUGUGCCCUGCACGAGGCUGGCCAACUCAACCUCACCCUUGUCGACCAUCACAUCUUACCCAGUGAUGCAGCUCUGGAGGACGCAGUAACAGAGGUGCUGGACCACCGACCAAUUGAGCAGAGCUACAGUCCUGCCUGUCAUGUUUCCGUGGAGCUGGUGGGGUCCUGCGCUACCCUGGUGGCAGAGAGAAUCCUGCAGGGGGCACCAGAGAUCUUGAGCAGACAGAUUGCUGCCCUGCUGCGAGGUACUAUCAUCCUGGACUGUGUCAACAUGGAUGCCAAAAUCGGAAAGGCAACCCCGAAGGACAGCAAAUAUGUGGAAAAACUGGAGGCCCUCUUCCCAGAUCUGCCUAAAAGACAGGACAUGUUUGAUUCUCUGCAAAAAGCGAAGUUUGACAUCUCAGGACUGAGCACUGAGCAAAUGCUCAGAAAGGACCAGAAGACCAUCUACAGACAAAGCAUCAAGGUAGCUGUCAGUGCCAUCUACAUGGACCUGGAGGCCUUUCUGCAGCGGUCAAACCUCCUCACAGAUCUCAGUACUUUCUGCCAUGAUCACAGCUACGAUGCCCUGGUGGCCAUGACUAUCUUUUUCAAUACUGACAAUGAGCCAGUACGGCAAUUGGCUGUUUUCUGUCCACACGUAGCACUUCGAAUGACAGUCUGUGGAGCCCUGGAACAGUGCGCCUCCCCACCCCUGAAGCUGACCCCCAUGCCAAGCAUCUCUCCCAACCUCCAAUCCUAUCUUCAAGGCAACACCCAGGUCUCUCGAAAGAAACUUCUGCCUGUGCUCCAAGAAGCCCUGUCAGCAUAUUUUGACUCGAUGAAGAUGCCUGGAGGGCAGCCUGAGGUGGCAGGCAUGUCCAGGGAGCAGGCAGACAAGGAACUGGAUGGGGCAGGCAACUCUGUGAUAUCUGGACUGAGUCAAGAUGAAGAAGACCCUCCGCUGCCACCCACGCCCAUGAACAGCUUGGUGGACGAGUGCCCUCUGAAUGAGCUGCCAAAGCUCUCUGCUGAGGCCAUCUUUGAGAAGUGCAGUCAGAUCUCACUGUCUCAGUGUGCCAGAGUCUCCCCGUCAAAUAAGUGACCGCUGGAAGAGGGUGGGGAGGUGAGGAGGAGGCAGUUGGCCUGCCUCAAAUGCAUGUUUUGAGAUGUUUGACUAUUUCAGCAACCGUGUCUCUUGCUCCAGGGUCUGGUGUGCUGUUCUCAUAAAACUGGGAGGGAACCAAAAGCAGCUGCUGUAAGAAUGGCUUUCUGCCUCCUCUCUCCCGUCUCUGCCAGACAAGUUUUAUUUAAUUUUAUUAUUUAAUCUGCACUGAUUUUUUUCUAUUCUGUUUGGGAAGGUACAGUGUGAUGCUGUCCCUGUCCUAGCCAAGCAGGACUAAAGGAAUGUAGACUCCAUCUGUGUGUCCUCAGAGGAUGGUGGACUGCCAGGAUCUGUCAUGAAACCAAUUUUACUGCCUGUCUCCAUGCACUACUUCACCUUUUUACUUUCUUUUUGAGACAGAGACUGAUGUAGCCCUAGGCUGGCCUUGAACUCUGUGUGUAUCUGAGGCUAGUCUUAAACUCCUAAUCCUCCUGAGUGCUGAAAUUGUAGUCAUGUACUAUCAUACUUGGCUAGUCUCUUGUCUUGAACAGAUGUCCCAACUUUCUAUUUCUUUGGCUCCUUCUGUCCCAGAGUCACAGGAAGCCAGAAGAGAUCCUAAGGAUCUAGGGUUCUUGAGAUCUCCUGGCACCCAGGAUGGCUGUAAGAUCUCAUUUUUGCCAAAAGGGUAGAAAUUGGCUGAGCCUGUGCUGUAGUGGGUCUGGUGAGUUCAAGAAAGCAUAGGGUGUCUUCUGGUGAGACACCUCCACAUCUGUAAAUGAGGGUUAGGAGUAGAUGUUCCAUGGUAUUCUGUGACCUGCCUCUUCCUGCCAUCCUCUCUCUCCUCUGCUUUGUUGUAUUUUUCUUUUUGUCUUUCCCGGGAGUGCUUGGGGUCACUUGAUUGUUUUGUGUUUAUGUGUGAUUGUACCAAGGGACUUAGCCUUAUGCAGCAUGUACAGGGUGUAAUCGUGACCCAGCGGCAAGCUCUCUCCCAGUGUAGUCUGCAUGUGUAGACUUUCCCUGUCUCCCCCCCUUUUCACCAAGCCGUUUCCCCGAUCUUACCCCAUAUAAGUUGCAAGCAGUAUGGCCAAACAGUAGGGUAGGGUGUGUGGUGGUUUGGGGCAGUCUGACCACUUUAGGGUCCAUCUGUAGCCAUUGGGAAUGUGAACUAUUGGUGCAGUCACUGAGCCCAAAGGGACUGUGUUCUGUGACUUUGGUACUUUGUUUUGCAUUUUGUUUCAUAUUAAAUACUUUCUUCUGAUUUGA